ACAUAUGCUGGCAUCCAGGCUGGAGAGAGAAGAGAGUGAGACCCUGGUGAAUGAGAUGGAGGAGAUGAGUGGAAGAGCUGACGUGACCCUGGACCCAGACACUGCCAACCCCUUCCUCAUCCUGGCCAGUGACCAGCGAAGGGUGGGACGGGGGGACGAGUGGACGUCGCUGCCCAACACCCCCGAGCGGUUCGACACGGAGCCGUGUGUGCUGGGCAGGCAGGGCUUUGCUGAGGGGAGACACUGCUGGCAGGUGGAGGUGGCUGAGGCGGGGGACUGGUGGGCUGUGGGGGUGGCCCAGGAGUCUGUCAGGAGGAAGGGGGUCCUGAGCUUUACCCCCCGGGAGGGGAUCUGGGCCGUGGGGCAGUGGUUUGGACAAUACCAUGCAUUUACUGACCCUGACUGGACCCCUCUGCACCUUGCCUACCUCCCCAGGGCCAUCCAGGUCUGCCUGGACUUCGGGGACAAGCAGGUAGCAUUUGCUGAUGCUGAAAAUGAAGCUCCAAUCUUUGCUUUCUGCCUGGCCUCGUGUCCUGGGGAGAGGCUGCACCCCUGGCUCUGGGUGGGGACGGGCUCGUGGCUCCAGCUGUGCCCCUGACACGUGGAGGGAGCACGGGGGGGGGAAGGGGAGAGACUGGAAAGGCAAACACCAUCACCGUGGGUCUGGGAACUGGUAGGGUUCUUCUGUGUCCUGCUGGCUUCUCCGCACGUGGUUCCUCUGGCCACCAAGUAGAGGACUGGCAGGUCAUGGAGGUGGAUGCCACCACAGAGCCUCCUUCACCCCACCCAGCCCUCGGCUGGGACUGCAGGGAGAGCACCGAGGCUCGGAGCAUGGAGGAGCUUGGUGCCAGGAGGGCCAAGGGCAGGCAGGUGGCACUGAGUGCCAGGGCACCUGCAAAGUUGCUCUGUCCAAGGCCACGGAAAACACAGCAGGUAGUAAAAGGUGCUGGAGCAGUGCCUCGGGCUUUUUGCUAUUAAUAUGAAAUUAAAAAACCUCAAGCAUAGCUGGGUGCUGAUGAUAACACUUAUCUUCCCCACACAUCCAAACCUCUCCUUGCCUCCCCUCCACUCGUCACUGGCACGUGCACCAAGCACCUUUCUUGCAGCAGGGGCCUGGGAGCAGCUCUAGGGGCAGCCCAGGAAGGGAGGCACAAAGCUGAGCAGGGUCUGGAGUCCACGGGAGAGGCAAUUCCCAUAGAUCUGCCAUUCUCUGAUCUCUCCCCAUCAAGGUCUCCUUUUCCUUACAUAGAACAGACUAGACUGGAAUAUUCCACUUGGAAGGGACCUAUAAUGAUCACCUCAUCCUGAACCCUGCAGGGCUGACCAAAAGUAAAGCUUGUUACUAAAGCCAUUGUCCAAUUGCCUCUUAAACACUGACAGGCCUGGGGCACUGACCAGCUCUCGAGGAAGACUGUUCCAGACCACCCUCUUGGUAAAGAAAUGCUCCCUCAUGUCUAGUUGGAACCUCCCCUGGAGCAGCUUUGAACCAUUCCCAGGUGUCCUGUCCCUGGAUCCCAGGGAGAAGAGCUCAGCACCUCCCUCUCCAUGUCCCCUCCUUAGGAAGCUGCAGAGCAACAAGCCUCCUUUUCUCCAAAGGAGACAAGCCCAGAGCCCUCAGCUGCUCCUCACAGGACAGCACUAGAUCUGCUCUGGAGAACUGGUAUUUUGCAGGAAAGAACACUCAGAGACAUUCCAGACAUGGAAAGUUGGGGAGGUCUCAUCCCACAGGAUCCUGCUAAAUCCUGCCCUUAAGAGAGGAGAAGGUGAAUGUAAGUGAAGGGGAACCUUGUCCUUGGUCCAGCCUGGAAUUCCUCCUCAGGCACGUUGCUGGUUGGACCCUCUUAGUGCCACCUCAGUUGUCAUCUUUGUGGUGACAUCUGGGCACAGGCAAGAGAAUUUGCCUCUGUGAUCUACUCCAGUAGCUGCAAAGAGUUGCAGCGCUGGGUCAGGCCCAGUUAUCUUCCUCCAGAGCCCUGCUCUAACCCUCUUCCAAUGUGGUGGGACCAAGACUGGGGAAACCCAUGGAUCUCUGCUCACAGCAGGGCAAUUCCUACCCUCCAUGGGCAGAUGACAAGGGGCACAGGCUGGGCACAGGUCACUGGGUGGUGAGCAAUUGUACUGGACAUGGCUUGCUCCUCUUGGGUUUUAUUUUUGUGAUUAUGAUUACUAUUGUCAUUAACAUUAUGUUUUACAUUGUUUCAAAUAUUAAACUGUUCUUAUGUCAACCCACAAGUUUUUUUUUUCCUUUUUUCCCCCCAUCCCACUUUUGGGGGGCUGUGUGACCGAGUCACUGUGUGAUGUUUAGUUGUCAGCUGGGGUUGCACCACAACAGGAUUUCAUGGCAGAAGGUUUGGAGAUGGAGAUGGCAGAAGAUUUGUAAGCUUUGGUUCUGUCCCUUGUCCUGGGAAACACCCCAAAGGAGUUGUGCUGUACAUUGAGGGACACCUACUUCAAUCAAAAAGAAGAAAUUCCUUUCUGAAAGCCAGCUCAGGAAAGCUGGAUUUUUCAGCAGAUUGGUCCCCUGGAUCCUCUUCACUGGAAUUUUGUGGUUUGGAGGGGGAGAAAAGGUUUAAUGGGUUCCUGUUUGCUGUACCCCCCGAAAAUUA
Corapipo altera (White-ruffed manakin) is the source of this 2606-nucleotide messenger RNA. RefSeq names its product thaicobrin-like. Bases 5 to 598 code for a protein of 197 amino acids. Gene Ontology annotation, molecular function: protein binding. The record is from RefSeq and is a predicted model, not a curated record. NCBI's taxonomy places the organism in Eukaryota, Metazoa, Chordata, Aves, Passeriformes, Pipridae. The transcript has 2 exons.